UAUUAACGCGAAAGCACUAACUCGGUCGAAGCAGUUCGAUCAAACCAGUUGAAGCUAGAAAUUCUGCAUGUGAAUUUGAAAUUUUGUAGAUCGUCCAAACAGUAAUCAAUGAAAUACUUAAAUGAUACAGAAAUGUAUAAGGAAGCGAUUCUAAACUCCAAGCGAAAGCCACGGGCAACAGGAAAAGAAAUACCGAUUCUCGACUUUUAUUCCACUUUCGAAGUAGCAACGUGGAUCUGGUACCUUACCGGAAAUUUUCCAUACAUCAUCAGAGGCUCCAUAGGGAACAGAAGAUACGUUUUUGAGAAAUUCAUUGCCGGAUACAACAUAUGCCUCUUCCUCAUAAGCAUAGGAGUGUGUUGCUUGGGACUCGUGGAAAUCGUGAAUUUUGCUGGGUAUUAUUUCAUUAUUAGUAUUUCUGCAACCGCAUCUCUAGACAACACUCUCUACGCGACGACCUUAGUUUUGCGUUUCGUCACGACUUUAAUUUCCACGUUGAACAUAGUGAUCAUACGAUUUAUAUCCGCGUUCGAACAGUUUGCUGCUCAGGAUGUGUUUCUGCAAGAUUUUGGCUGCUAUUUAAAGUACAAGUUGUACAAGAGAAUAAUAAGCUGCAGUACGUGGCUCAACACGAUCAUCGACGUGGUCUUGAGUUUUCACUAUUCUUGGGUGUACAGUGUAUCGGACAUUCGAGUGUUGGUCUUUUGGUCCUUGUGGAACGUGCCCAACAUGAUGAUGAGUACGAAUAUAAAUAUGUUCAUAAACUUGACGAUGAUGUUAGGAAUCAGGUUCCGCGUCCUCAACGAAAAACUAUAUUCGAUCAUUGCAAGAACCAAUGCCUCGCCUCCAAAGGUGAUAUUUUUCUCCAAAAACAUUGGAGAUAAUGUCCGCUCUGUUGCACGGGUUCAUUACAAUCUCUGCAACCUUGCACGGUGUAUAAACGACUCCUUCAAAUGGAACCUGGUUGUAAAUGUUAUUAACGCUUUUACAACCGUAACCGGAACCUUGUACGCCGUGUUCGUCGAGGCCCAGAAAGGUGAAGAAGCAGAUCAAGGAUUGCUUAUCGUGUACGUCCACUGGAUAUUUAUUCAGAGUCUUCCAACGGUGUUGAGUGUACUAAUCUGCAGUUGGACGCAAAAUAAGGCCGCACGUGCUGAAAAAUUGCUGUACAAGAUCAACGUACAAGAGACCGACGCAGGGCUUUAUUCUGCGGUGAGGAUAUUCUCCAUGCAAAUGCGGCACCAAAAAGUGUCCUUCACCGGAGCCGGUCUCUUACCUCUAGAUACAACGCUUUUAUUAUCGAUGGUUGGAGCUGUAACAACGUAUUUGGUGAUACUUAUUCAGUUUUACUCGAUGACUAAAGUUUAUAAGGAAGGGUUGAAUAGAAACGUACAAAAUAAUACUUACGGUAAUUACAGUCGUUACUGA
Orussus abietinus is the source of this 1428-nucleotide messenger RNA. Its product is annotated as putative gustatory receptor 28b. The record is from RefSeq and is a predicted model, not a curated record. Bases 109 to 1428 code for a protein of 439 amino acids. The transcript has 10 exons. Lineage: Eukaryota; Metazoa; Arthropoda; Insecta; Hymenoptera; Orussidae. Gene Ontology annotation, biological process: sensory perception of taste. Gene Ontology annotation, cellular component: dendrite; membrane; axon.